This is a messenger RNA of Mixia osmundae IAM 14324, 2679 nucleotides long. RefSeq lists its product as uncharacterized. Gene Ontology annotation, molecular function: MAP kinase scaffold activity. Lineage: Eukaryota; Fungi; Basidiomycota; Mixiomycetes; Mixiales; Mixiaceae. The transcript has 4 exons. Gene Ontology annotation, cellular component: cell cortex of growing cell tip; actomyosin contractile ring. Bases 1 to 2679 code for a protein of 892 amino acids. The record is from RefSeq and is a predicted model, not a curated record.
AUGAGUGACGUCGGCAAGUCAGACUCGGUGGAGCGUACCGCACGGGUACACUACCUCGAGCUAGGCGCCUACCUCGAUCGCGAGGGAAUCCUCAAAGAAUCACAAUCAGCUCGCAUCAACGCAAGGGAGAAGCUCACCAGACUGAACAUACAACAGUUUCAGGAGCUCUCCACCGAUGUCUACGAUGAGCUCGUCCGCCGGCUGAGAGCAGAGAAGGGGAACGAGAUCCCCUUCCUGCCCGUCAAGCCAGACUUCCACCCCAAGCGCAAUCAAGCCCGCCAGAAGCUCGCGACUCUGCCAAAUUCUCGCUUCAGGGAUCUCGGCGGCGAUGUCUUUCACGAGCUCGGUCGCCGCUUUCCUCACUUCCCCAGAGUCGGUAGCUCAGGCUUCCCUGGCUUUUCGGGCAACGCUGGCUCUGGACUUACAUCCAAGGGCAUGACGAGCGACGACAGCGAGACGCUUGUGACUUCCACCUCCAAUUCCACACUUCAGCAACCCCCUCGACGUAACCAAUCAAAUCUACCGCCAGGCAUCGCGUCCAAUGGCUACGGUGCAGCUAACGAGAUGCUCGUCCCCAAUAAAUCUACUUUCGUCGAGGAAGACGUCGGUCCUGCUUCCGAUCCUGGCGGGCGCAACUCGCCGUACGAUCAGCGUGACUUCUCGAGUGGCAGGUCUGCCGGUGGACGCAAUCCGAGUAUACCCCGCGACGAGGGUGCACAGCCCUCGGGCAUGUCUGCGCUCACGUCGCCUUCUCGUACCGGCUUCGGUCAGCCUAAUGGAUCGAUCACCGGCACGCCGUCCCGACUGGGUAACCAGCAAAGCCUGGGCGGUAAGGGCAGCGAAUAUUACGACAAGAUCAGCUUGGGGACACGCGCGAGCGAGACGAGUAGCUUAGGAGGUCCUUCCAGCGCACGCUUUGCCUCCAAUGGCGGCUUCGGCACCGGCGAGCAGACACGGGCUCGCGAUACGAGCGAAGAGAUCGAGAAGCUAAAGUCAGAGUAUGAGUACAAGAUUGCGACGAUGCAGACCCGUAUAUCAGCUCUCCAACGAGAUCUCGACAGCGCGAGAGGCGACAGCAAGUCGUUGACAGACACGCACGCGAAUGAGCUGCGCACUCUCAACGACCAGAUCGAAGAUCACCGCGACAGGCAUCAGGAGCAGCUGACUCGCAACGAACGCUUGCAACGCGAGCUUGAACAGUUGCAACUCCAGCGUACGACACGCGACACCAACGACACGGGCGCAAGCGCGCAGCUGUCUCGAGAUCUUGCCGAUGCUCGAGCCGCGCACCAAAAUGCGUCUGCGACGACGGAACAGCUCCGGAGGGAGAUCGCUAAGCUCAUGCGAGAUCUGCAAGACGCUGAAGAUGCUCAGAGAGAAGCGGCGGCCGAUCGUGAGACCGAUGCACAACGCAUCGACCGACUGCAGAGCGAACUGCAGGUAGUGAAACAGCAGCUCGCUGCGAGAUCUAGCAUCAUCGACUAUGCAAUGCCGGACAGCGCCACCAAAAGCGCCAAGGGUGGAAAUAUAAGCGAAGCCAAUGUCAGCGAAUUCAGGCAGUCUGUCGACCAUUUGUUGCGUACGAGCAGGAGCAGCACUUUGUCCUCCGACCUCGUCUCGGCUGCCAGACAAAUCGUGGCUGCUGUCAGCUCAAUCGACAAGGACGUACAGAUCUACGAGCGUACUUUAUCAACCCAGGACCCACAGAAUCCCGAUUUUGCGAGGCUGCAAUCGCUCAAGCAGAAAUGCCACGCGACCCUGACGAAUCUGCUGACGGCAGCGAGAAACCAUGCGACUGCGCAGGGUCUCUCGCCCGUCAGUCUACUCGACGCUGCAGCUAGUCAUCUGGCGGAUUCAGUCAUCGAGAUCAUCAAAUGCGUCCGACAGGGGCCAGACAUUGCAGCGCGAUCACAAGAGCGCGACCUGCCGCCCCUCCGAGUCCAGCAACACGACGCGCAGAGCUAUACGCAACCUCAGAGCUACGGACCCAACCCGCUGUCGCCUUCGGACUCACGUUCGCCCACUACGCCGCUCGAAAAUUCAUCAUUCAGUGAUCCGAUCAAGCCUCUGCUGACGCGCAACGGGUCGCGACAAAGCGAUAGGUUGGCCCCCGAACAGCAAGCCACUGAUCUGCCGUUGCCGCAAGUCCGUGCAUCUACAUAUGGCGCCCAAGGUCUCGGCAUCGACGCUCAGCGCGGCUAUCAUGAGAACGAGACGAAUGACCUUUACGGACGAGCCCCAUUUGACGAUGAUGAGCAACAGCCAGCAGAAGAUCCAUAUCUUGACCAAGCACGCGUCGAAGAGAACUGGGAGGAGCUCAAACAUUAUCUAGGUACGCAAACCGAAGCAAUUGUCCAGUCGAUUCAGUCAUUGUUGGCGGCCAUUCGAAGCGGUGCAUCAGGUCCCGAAGUCAAUGAGAAUCUGACGCAAAUCAUAACGAUUGUGUCAUCCAUCGUCGCUAUCUCCAAGGAAAGUCUGCCUGCACAUCUACGCAACGAAGGCGAAGACAUUUUGCAAGAUCUGCAGACGAACUGCGAACAGCUCAGCGACCUGCAGACAUCCGACCAGGGCGAGUUUACGAAGCAGAUGAAGCAAUCCAUGGCAAAAGCUAGUUUCGGUGUGGCGAAAGCGCUCAAGUCGCUCAACGCGUUUGUCAGCGAGGACGAUGGUCUCACAUAG